AUGACAGGUCCCCUUGGAAGAUUCUGCUUCCCCCUGAUGAAGAAUGUUGCGGAUGCUACCUAUUCUGCAAAUAUCAUUUCGACGGCCGAAAAACUCAAAAACAGCACCAAGCACCUCUCCACCGUAUUUAUCGUGAUAGAAGUUUAG
This is a messenger RNA of Prunus armeniaca (apricot), 147 nucleotides long. The record is from the annotation of a GenBank genome assembly. Lineage: Eukaryota; Viridiplantae; Streptophyta; Magnoliopsida; Rosales; Rosaceae.